GUCAAAUAUUAAUAUUAAUUUAUUUUUCUUUCAAAUGAAAUGUUUUAAAUUUUUUAAAAAUUGUUAAUGUUCAAGAAAUUAAUUGGGAAGCUGGUUUCCAAAAUGUUUUAAAAAACCGCAAUCACACUUUGUCAACAAUUCGUGUCAGUUAUUCAAUACACCCAUAAGGAAGAACUUUCGAAAAAUCACGAGAACAAGCAAAUUUUUCAAUUAUCGUUCCCAUUUACGUUAAUUGCAAUUGAAUAUUUAUUCAAAUCCUAAUAAGCUCUGAAUUCGUUUGACAUGCAAAUAUAAAAAUGUCUUGAGGUUAUUGUCGCGUCCUUCUACAUACACAUUCGUAUUACAUACCUACUGCAAAAAAAAAGUUAAACAAUUUCAUGUAAGAAAAAGAAACCUAAUUCCAAGUUUACAGGUUGUUUCAAUUGAAAAUAACACGUAAAAAGAAAAAAAAGAAGAAAUUAAAUUCUAGUGGAUUAUCGAUACGACCACCCAAAUCGUCCUUCCGAUUCUACAACUCGACUACAACAACACCAACAAGAAAGAAAAAAAAGCCAACUUCUCUCCUAUAUGCAAAUGAAUACAUUAGGGUUAACAUGGAUGAGUGUGAGUGUUUAUUUGCGCGAACUGUUCUUCUAUGUGCUCAUUUAACGUUUCGUGAUUGAUUUAAGUGCAAAUCGUUAGAAAAAAAGAGUAAAGUGUUGAAAAAAAGUAUAUAAAAAAAGGAAAGAUAUUAAGCUUCAAGAAGGAUAUAAGCAAAAGUGAACAAGUGUUGUUGUUGUUUUUUGUUGUUGUAGUUUUUUUUGGUGUUCGGUAUCGUGAGAAUUUCCGAUGAGUAAAAGUUUCAAAAUCUAGAACGAAAUUCAAUCCUUGAUGUUUUUGUUCGAAAACAAGUUGCAGUACAAAAAGAAAUGGCUUCCAGCAGCAGCAGCAUAUCCCCAACACCAGCACCAAGACCUAAGCCACCACCCUCAUCAUCCACAUUGCCUCAUCCACCACAAUCACAGCCAGCAGCACCAAAAUCAUCAUCAACAUGCCUCCACAGCCACAGCUACAGCUAUAGUCAUAGUCGCCGCUGUCCAACAACAACAACACAACAACAAAACUCAUCAACACCACCCCGACUCCGACCAUCAACAUCAUCAACAUUUUUCCUGCCCGCAACUGCAACGCAUCGAAUUCUAACAAUCAGCCUUUUAAUUGGCGUUCUAUGUUGGCCAACGCAAAUUCAUUGCGUGGAUCCAAAAUUCGAUCCAUCGACACGAAUGCGUUUGGUAUUGGUGCCGGCCGAUGCCCAGGUGGGUUCUGUGAUAUAUCGAUUGCGUGCCACUGACGAGGAGUUCGAUUAUCCUUUGACGUUCGAGCUGGUUGGCGAUGCAUCGGCAUCGACCGUGAAAAUCGAAUCGCUUCCAUGUACAAAGUACAAUUCUGUUUGCCAAGCGAAUGUGAUUUUGCAGCGGCGAUUGGAGCCGGGCAGAUACUAUGACUUCCAGGUGUCGGUUAAGGACACAAAGGGUGGCAUGACAACGCAACGCUGCUCGAUAACAGCAACCAAUUUUACAACACCACACGACCUCAUAUUUCCCCAUAAACCCGGCAUCAUUAUGAUACCAGAGGAUGCCAAAAGAGGGACCGAAUUAGAUUAUGUCAUAUCAAGAAAGAAUCCACAUUUUCCAAAACCAGUCUACCUCGAGCUAUGGGGAUCACCCCUUUUUGCUAUUAGACAAAAGAUUGUCUCACCCGAUACAACAGAGGGAACAAUAUUUCUACUGGGACCACUUGAUUUUGAAAAACAAGCCAUGUAUCAUCUAACAAUAUUGGCCAAUGAUGCUUAUGCUGAGUCCGGACAAGAUAGCAGAAACAUUGCUGGACUUGAGGUUGUUGUGAUUGUGCAAGACGUUCAAGAUCAACCACCUGUUUUUACAAUGGCUCCACCUGUUACGAAAUUACCACCUGGUAUACUUCCUGGUGACAAGAUACUUCAAGUUCAUGCUGAAGAUGGCGAUAAAGGUAAUCCUCGUGAGGUCAGAUACGGUCUAGUCUCCGAAGGGAAUCCAUUUACCUCGUUCUUCGAUAUCAACGAUACCAGCGGUGAAAUAUUCCUUAUGCGACCGUUGGAAGAUAUCGCCGCCAUCACACAUGUGGGUGACCCCGUCCUUCUAACAGUGGUAGCCGAAGAGGUUAAGGUUGGUCGUGAUGAGCCGCCAGCAGCUGCAACAACCGUUCAACUAGCAUUCUUUCUUCCCGAACGUAGCAAUUCACCGCCAUACUUUGAGAUCGAUCACUAUGUGUCACGCGUGGAUGAAAAUGCACCGCAAGGAACUGCACUGACAUUCGUCGAUCCGUAUGUGCCACGAGUCUAUGAUGACGACACUGGCAAAAAUGGCGUCUUCUCCCUCACCCUCCUCAAUAAUAACGGCACCUUCGAGAUAUCACCCAACGUAGCUGAGCGCAGCGCAUCAUUUUUGAUUCGCGUGCGUGACAACAUGCUCUUAGACUAUGAGGAACGUCAUUCGGUUGAAUUUCAAAUACUGGCCCAAGAACUCGGCCCAGCCACCAACCUGUCGGCAAUUGUCAAUGUAACGGUAUACAUUAACGACGUCAAUGAUAAUCCGCCAGUAUUCACUCAGCCCGUUUACACGGUCGAAUUGCCAGAAAAUAUGACAGUUGGCACGAAGGUGGUACAAGUGCAUGCCGACGAUGUUGACACUGGAAUGGGCGGACGUGUCCGCUAUACAGCGAUUUUGGGCUACCUCAACACUUCCCUCAAUUUGGAUGCUGAAAAUGGCAUAAUAACCGUUUCGACCAAUAGUCACGGGUUCGAUAGGGAAAUCAUGCCCGAAUACCAUUUGUAUGUGGAGGCUCGUGACAGCGAUGGUACGGGGAAUCGGGCACAGGUGCCGCUGGUGAUUAAGAUGAUCGAUGUUAACGAUGAGACACCGACAUUCGAGAAGAAUGUGUACGAGUUCAUUUUGGCAGCUGAUUUGCAGAGUUUUACCUCGCCAGCGUAUAUUAAGGCGGUGGACAAGGAUGCGACUGCACCGAACAACGAGGUGCGCUACGAGAUUAUUAAUGGGAAUUAUGACAAUAAAUUCUCGCUUAACAAAGUCACUGGUGAGCUGACAGUGCAGGAGAAGAUCUUUAUGCGAUCGAAGAAGGAGGCGAUUAGGAGAAGGCGAAGGCAGGUCACGCCAUCACCUCUUGAGAGCGACAUGUUCGUUUUGACAGCGCGGGCAUAUGAUUUAGGUGUACCGGUAAGGUUCUCAACGGCUACCAUUAGAAUUUAUCCGCCGGAGAGUCGGACGAGGACAGUGACCUUUGUGGUGCCAGGGUAUAAUCCUGACAAGCAGAAAACCGCUGAUACAUUGUCGACUAUUACCGGUGGCCGAGUGAUAAUUCAUGAUAUUCGGCCAAUGCAGCCUGAUGAACCGGGGGCAAAGAAUUUGAAAGGAGACAUUAAGGAAAGGAGUGUGGUGACGGCAACGGUUCUGUAUGAGGGAGCAUCGGUUGUUGAUAUUUCACAAAUUCAGCAAAGAUUGUCACAGCAUAAUGGAUCGUAUGCGAUAAUGACGAAGGAGGAGGUGGAUAGUGAUGCAUUGUAUAAGGCUGAAAAUAAGUUGCUUUUCUGGCUACUGAUUUUACUUGCCACAUUAGUGGCAUUGACGAUACUUAUUCUGUUAUUAUGUUGCAUAUGUUCGUGGUGUCCGCUUUAUGGCGCUGCAAGCAAGAGAAUAGUUAAUAUCAGUAGAACUGAAGACGAUGUUCAUCUAGUUCAUAGGGAAAUCGCAAAUGGAAAGCAAACAAAAUCUGUUCAGGUCGCCGAAUGGAUGGGAAGAAGAGAGGCGUGGUCGGCAGAGAAAUCAUCCGAUACACGAACGAAACCUACCCGUUGGGAGUUCCACAAUGGACAUGGUGAACAGCCUGACGAAAGCUUAGAUCGACCUCGGCGUGCUGCUGAUAACGAAGGUGGCGUAAAUAAUCAAGAAGAACGUCAAAAUCGUAGAAUUAAAUCAGCCGAAGAACAGCAACGUAGAGUUAGAAUCAAGAACACUCAAACAGCCAAAGACGAUACUCACUUAAGUAGUUUCCAUAAUAAUUCUAGAACUAAUUUAGUAAACAACGAACGCGAAGUAUACAUAGAGGAUAUAAUUGACGAAGAACAGGACAUUGGAACACAAUCAUUUCGAAAUCGAAACAGGCAGCGCAGAGCAGCUCAACAGCAACAAAUUGACGAUGAUUCAAUGAGACGACACGAAAUCGAUCGAGGCAGUGACUUGGAGUACAAUGGGGCAGCUCGUGGAAGCUUGAAAGCUAAGAGGGAAUAUUUUAUCAAGGAUGGAAAUGUUGAAAUUCUGCAACUUAUGACUCGGGAUAAGCAAGGUGAUGAAGAAGAUAAUAUCUAUGUGAAUCUUCCUCUCAAAGCUACCACUAAUCUAUCACAUCCACAACUUUUGAUGGUUGACCAAAGUGGCAAGGAGAUUUUGAUGAGGCGGUUUAUCGAAGAACAGCCUGAUGGCAAGCAAAUCAUUCGGGAACACUAUCAAAUUGUUCCCGGGGGAGCCAACUACAUACAGACAAUGCCAAAUGAGGUUCAACACUCGACUUAUAAAGACACCUUUCCUUCGGGUAAAAGCGGUCCCAAUAGCAUUGUCUAUUCCCAAGCUGAACCCGAGGUCAAGAUAAUCCAUACCCAACCGAUGCAAGAAGGAGCUGGAUUGGGCGAAACUACUACCCAAAUGCAACCAGCUAUUUCGAAUCAGUCUCUGACCCAAGAGCUUGAGAACUCUCUGAAGCAGCAAAAUGCUCUACUCCGUCAGAUUCUGAUGGAGAAAGAGAAAAUUGAGCUGCAAUACACUCAACAAGAUGUGGCUUUAGAAACCCAAAGCCUACCUGGUCAAUCAAUGGCUAUUGCUACCCAAACCGAUUGUGACGCAGGGACUCAAACGGAGGCCGAUAUGGUUGUCAGCACAUCGUCGGUCAAGCGACAAAGACGGGCGAGAAGUGAGAAUGACGACUCAAUGUCGGAAGAUGAAUAUGAAUACGUUCGUUUUAGCCCACCAAACAGUCCCGAAGGUGUCUACUGGAUCAAGCGAAAAAGGCAGAAGAAACGCUCCAAACAGAGACCGGGAACUCAGUCCCGAAAAAGAGUUGUAAUGGUUGAGGAUGUCAAGAGGAAAAUUCGAACCCCUAUCAAAGAAGAAGAUGAUGAUGACUAUUACGAGUAUCGAAAACGGUCUCCUCCGAAGAAGCCAAUUCGGUAUCAUGGAGAGACUAAGGCUAGCUUAUUACGUCGCAUGAAGAGCGAAGAGAACCGAAAAAUGGAGUUGAAGAAGUCAGCUUCUCUCAACCGGGAAGUCCUCAUGGAGAUUUCGGACUCUCUCGAUGAGAAAGGCAGUCCGGAUGAACAUAUUCGAGUUGAGGCUAUGGAAUAUUAUGAAAAUUCCGAUGAAGACUCUGAUGCCGAUGAGAUUGUUAUCAAAAGUAACGCGCUUCCUUCGACCUCUGGUCACAAACCAGAAUCAGCUCAUUUCGAGAUUCACGUUUCAGAUGGAAGCAAUAACAAAGUCUAUUCACGAUCUUCCUCAGAGCAGAGAAAUCACAUAGAAGAACGAAGGGUCAGAAGUCCGGAUCCCAAGCCUAGACUUUCUCGCAAAGAUAACGUCAUUCAACGAAGUUCUCAAAGACGAACCCAAACAGCAUCAGAACCUCCUCAAAAUCGAGUCAUAACAUCGACUUCAACAAAGGGUACAAAAAUUACAACAAGUGACGUUCGAAGUUCGAAACGAAUCAAAGAACGGGACUUUCAAAGUGACACCAAUCUUCUAGAUCAAGAUGAUGGCCAUGACGAUCAUAGUUCUUCCAAGGGCGGUCCAAAAUACAUGGACUGGUAUUAUAGUAAAAAGAAGCCCGACACCAAACCUACAAAGACCAAACCUAGUACAAAAAAACUGAUAUCCGGUUCGGAGAAACGAAUCACAAAAAUCCGCCUUCCAAAAUCUGAUGAUAGUCAUCCGCCCACCACAACUUCAACGACACCAGUGCCACCAAGUGAUGAGGUGAAGUAUAAGCCUGAGCCAGCACCUAGAAAAACCCCGCCGAAAGGAGCUCGUAUGCUUAAAGAAGAUGUCAUCAUGAACAAGAACCAUAAACCGAAGAUCGAAACCGAUACAAAUCAUCCGUUGUUGCAACAUUCCGAGCAUCGGUAUGAACAUGAGUAUGAUAAUACCUCGGAGUUGCCUCUAGCUCCAACAAAACUGCCACAUUAUAUGUAUCCCGAGACACCGCCACAACCAAAAAAUCAAACCAAGUCGAAGGAUUUGAGACCGAAGCCUUCGCCGAUUAAGGAGAAUGAAAUCAAGGUUACCAAUUCGAAGAUUUACAUUCAGGAUUCUUCGGCACAGUCAAAGCAGUUGAAUGUUUCGACGCUGGAAGAUGAUCAUGACUCGGGAAUAGCUAUGAAUUCCUUGUUGAAUAGCAUGGGUCGAAGGAAUCCGAUUGCUGAGAAGAAGAGUGUCUUCUCGAUUGCCUAUGAUGAUGUUAGUAGGGUGCAGAAAAUUCAGUCCGGAAGUGAUUCGCCGCAAUAUUCAUAACAUCAGGCGAAUGAGUAAGUCGUUCUGGGAUGUUAAGCCUUGACUUGAGGUGUAAAAUGUAUGAAUCUAGUCUCAAGGCUUUAGUUUUUUGCUGUUGAAAAAAAACUCUGACGUCACAGUAUUCAGGCUUCGUUAAAAAAUUUAUUUCGUUGUUCCUUUGUCCUAUUUUAAUUUUUUUGUUUUAGACUUAAAAAAAUCGUUGUGAUAGUUGAAUAAUGCUUUAAAAGCAUUAAAUUCUUUGUAUUUUUUAAUUCUGUAAAUAAAUUUAUAUUUAAAAAUGUAAAUAACAAUUUAAUUUAAAAUUUAAGGACCUAACAAUUGUAUAAAAAAGAAAACUUUUAUAAAUCCAUUUCCUACAGCAAACUGAACUUUUAGACAUUAAGUUGAUUUAUAUAUAAAACAAAUUAAAAAAUAAAAGUGAAAUGUAUCAUUUACACUUCUUGUAAACAUUAAAAUUUUUUAAAAAUACACACACAACUAUAAA
This is a messenger RNA of Episyrphus balteatus (marmalade hoverfly), 7071 nucleotides long. RefSeq names its product cadherin-86C (gene Cad86C). Lineage: Eukaryota; Metazoa; Arthropoda; Insecta; Diptera; Syrphidae. Bases 909 to 6587 code for a protein of 1892 amino acids. Gene Ontology annotation, biological process: homophilic cell-cell adhesion. The record is from RefSeq and is a predicted model, not a curated record. Gene Ontology annotation, molecular function: calcium ion binding. Gene Ontology annotation, cellular component: plasma membrane. The transcript is spliced from 13 exons.